Messenger RNA from Emiliania huxleyi CCMP1516, 1983 nucleotides. RefSeq names its product SQDG synthase. Lineage: Eukaryota; Haptophyta; Isochrysidales; Noelaerhabdaceae. Bases 1 to 1983 code for a protein of 660 amino acids. The transcript has 9 exons. Gene Ontology annotation, molecular function: glycosyltransferase activity. The record is from RefSeq and is a predicted model, not a curated record.
AUGGAGCGAGGAGGUUUGCGCUCGCUGCUUGGCGUGCUCCUCGUGCUCGCGAGGGCGCACUCGUUCGCGCCGCACGCGACUCGGCCAGCAGCAGCCGCCGUGCGGCUCGCUCGCCCGCCCGCGAUGUCGGCCUUGCCGCCCGAGGUGGACGAGGUUCCGAUGCGAGUGCAGCUGAUCGUCGAGCCGACGCCGUUCACGCACGUGUCAGGCUACGCGAACCGCUUCAAGGAGUACCUCAAGUACCAAAAGGCGGCGGGCGCGGAGGUGUCCAUCAUCACGCCCGACGACUCUGAGGACGCUCCGAAGCACUUCCUCGGCUACCCGAUCGCGACGAUCCGAGGCUUCCGCUUCCCGCUCUACAAGCAGGCACGCCGCCGCUCUCGGCCUCGCCUCCCGCCGCCCCGCCCCCCGUCGCCGCCGCCGUCACCGCCGCCGCCGCCCUCUCAGAUCUACCUCUCGUGGGGCAUCUCGCCCAUCGAGGGCAUGCGCGAGGGCCUGUGGCGGCGGCUGCGGCCGUGGAACAGGCUCGUCUCGCGGCGCAAGAACAAGCUGGCGUGCCUCUCUGCGGUGUCGGAGGUGAUCGACGAGUUCGAGCCGGACCUGGUCCACGUCACCUCCCCCGGCUUCAUCCCGUACAUGACCACCUACAUCGCCCGCGAGUGGAAGGACGUCCCCCUCGUGAUGUCUUACCACACGCACAUCCCCGUCUACGCGCGCACGUACGCGUGGCACAUCCCCGUCUACGCGCGCACGUACGCGUGGCACAUCCCCGUCUACGCGCGCACGUACGCGUGGCACAUCCCCGUCUACGCGCGCACGUACGCGUGGUGGCUGGGCGGGCUCGGCGAGUGGCUGGCGUGGAGCGUGAUCCGGCAGCUGCACGACUGCGCCGACCUCACGGUGGUCACCUCGCCGCAGAUGAAGGCCGAGUUCGAGGCGCACGGCGUACAGCGCGUGGAGGUCUGGAACAAGGGCAUCGACACGCACGUCUUCCACCCGAAGCACGGCGCGAAGGCGAUGUGGGGCGAGACACACGCCCCCGACGAGGAUGACGACCCAGCCGCGCUCGCGGCGGCGGCGCGCGAGAUGCGGGAGCGGCUGACCGGCGGCGAGCCCGAGGCUAGCGCUCCCGGUCUACGCCGGCCGGCUCACACUAGUGCAUGGUUAAGAGCGCCGCUCCUGAUCUACGUCGGCCGUCUCGGCGUCGAGAAGCGGCUGCGCGACCUGCGCGACGUGCUGUCGAAGCUGCCGGGCGCGCGGCUCGCGUUUGUGGGCAAGGGGCCGGACAUGGAGGGCUUGCGCGAGUACUUUGCCGGCGAGAGCGUCCCCCCACAGCCACGGGCACUGAACCCACACUGGAUUCGAGACUCGGGAUGGUAUGGCGAGGAGCUCUCGCGCGCCUUCGCCGCCGCCGAUGUCUUUGUGAUGCCAUCCGAUUCGGAGACGCUCGGGUUCGUCGUGCUCGAGUCGAUGGCGAGCGGCGUGCUUGCGGUCGGCUGCAACCUAUUGAAAAGUGAACUCUUCAUGAAUGGGUGGCAGGCGAGCGGCGUGCCUGUUGUCGGCUGCAACCUACUCAAAAGUGAACUCUUCAUGAAUGGGUGGCAGGCGAGCGGCGUGCUUGCGGUCGGCUGCAACCUACUCAAAAGUGAACUCUUCAUGAAUGGGUGGCAGGCGAGUGGCGUGCCUGUUGUCGGCUGCAACCUAUUCAAAAGUGAACUCUUCAUGAAUGGGUGGCAGGCGAGUGGCGUGCCUGUUGUCGGCUGCAACCGCGGCGGCAUCCCUUCCCUAAUCGACGAUGGGAAGACGGGCUUCCUCUUCGAGCCAGGCGGCAGUCAAUCAGGCUCCCUCUUCGAGCCAGGCGACACGGAGGAGCUCGCGGCGCGGGCGGCCGCCGCGCGUGCCGAGGCAGAGAGGUGGGGCUGGGAGGCUGCGACGACGCGGCUGCGCGAAGAGCAGUACGUCCAGGCGGCGAUCUCCCCCUGA